AGUGACUCCAGUGUGGAGGCAGAAAGCUGAGGAAGGCUUCUUAGAAUUGGCUUUUGGACUCCUGGCAGGAUAGGGGAGACAGUGCCAAGAGAUUGGCAGAUGUUAGAAAGAAGACUGAGCGGGCAUGGAAUGGUGGAAGGAUUUACACUCCUCUCCUGAGUUUCCAGGCUAUUUCAGGAAUUUUAAACACUGGUUCCUGUCAUGGUUUUGUAACAGGGUGGUCCCCAGAACAAGGGGAAGUUCCAGGUUCCCUGCCCCACCCAAAGGAGGGUAGAGCUGAGCAGGGAGGAGAAAAAGCUAGAGGAGAGACUGAGGAAGGAGGGAAGCAGGAUGGAGCCAGAGGGAGACCUGGAGGAGGCACAUGGAGCCGAGAGACACGUGAAGAAACUACACUGGCCUUUUGGUCAUCGACUGGGAGACACAGAUGUAGUUCUGGAGGCCAAAUCCGGCUCCCAAGAAGCAUCCAAAGAAGCCUGGUAGCACCAAGGGCCUCUCAAGCCUGACUCAGAAACGUGUGGCCUCUCGCUGUGUGAAGUGGAAUGGCGCCUCCUGCAAGUGCACUUUCUUUGUUGCUGCUGCUGGUGACCAUUGCAGGUUGUUCCUGUGCACAGUGCAGCGAGGGGAGGACUUAUUCCAAUGCAGUCAUUUUACCUAACUUGGAAACCACCAGAAUCAUGCGGGUGCCUGAAACCAUCCCCGUAGUGGACUGCACGGUUGCUUGCUGUGACCUGUCCAGCUGUGACCUAGCCUGGUGGUUUGAAGGGCGCUGUUACCUGGUGAGCUGCCCACACAAAGCAAACUGUGAACCUAAGAAGAUGCGCCCCUUCAGGUCAUAUCUCACGUUUGUGGUCAGGCCUGCCCAGAGGCCCACCCAGCUGCUGGACUACGGGGAGAUGAUGCUGAACAGAGCUUCCCCAUCUGGCAUCUGGGGAGACUCACCUGAGGACAUCAGAAAGGACUUGCCCUUUCUAGGCCAAGAUUGGGGCCUAGCGGAGAUGUCUGAAUACCCGGAUGACUACACUGAACAGGAGCAGGACCUGGUGCAGCCCAUCAGCAAGCAGGAGCCCCAAGGGAGCGCUGAGGACAUGGAUUGGGGCCUGUUGCCUGGCGGUGAGGGAGGUUUCAACUCCUCUGCUGGAGAAGAUACUGCUCCAUCAGCAGAGGCACAGAGGGAGGACACCAAGCCGCAGUCCCUGGACCUGGAGCACCAUAAACUGAAUGAGUCCACGGGGACACAUGUCUCAAAACACUCUCCAGAGGGAAGGCUGUUGCUUCCUUCUGUGACUCCAUCUUCUGGAGACGUAUUGGAGACGGAGACUUUUCAGCUCCAGGAACAAUCUGGCAACAGCUCUGGAAAAGAGGUUCUAAUGCCUUCCCAUAAUCCUUCUCCAGCCAGCCUGGAGUUCAGCGCAGUCACCGUGGAGAAAAAGCCAGUUCUCACAGUCACCCCGUGGAAUCCGGAGGCCAGCAUCCCGACCCUUCCCACCAGCAUCGAACCCACUGAGUCCCCUCUAGCUGAUCAGCCUGUAUCUCCUACCACUGCUCCCAGGACAGUGAAAAAACUCCUGGUGUCUGCUGGAGAUAACUUAAUAAUCACCUUACCAGAAAAUGAAGUUGAACUGAAGGCUUUUGUUGUGCCAGCACCACCUGCAGAAACAACCUACAGCUAUGAAUGGAGUUUAAUAAGCCAGCCUGUAGACUACCAAGGUGAACUACAACAAAUGCACAUGCAAAGUCUUAAUCUUUCUCAAUUGUCAGUAGGACUUUACGCCUUCAAAGUAGCAGUUUCUAGUGAAAAUGCCUUUGGAGAAGGAUUUGUAAAUGUCACGGUGAGGCCAGCCAGAAGAGCCAAUCUGCCGCCCAGAGCAGUAGCUUCUCCCCAGAUACAGGAGCUCACUUUGCCUUUGACGUCAACCCGCAUCGACGGCAGCCAAAGUACAGAUGAUACUGAGAUAGUGAGUUAUCACUGGGAAGAAAUUGACGGGCCCACCAGAGAGGAGACGUUCUCAGCUGACUCCCCUGUAUUACAUUUGUCUGACCUUGUUCCUGGUAACUACACUUUCAGAUUGACGGUUACAGACACGGAUGGAGCCACUAACUCCACAGUUGCAGCCCUAAGAGUCAACGGUGCUGUGGAUCAGCCCCCGGUAGCCAAUGCAGGACCAAAUCGGACCAUAACAUUGCCCCAAAACUCUAUCACUUUGAACGGAAACCAGAGCAGUGAUGAUCACCAGAUUGUUCUCUAUAAGUGGUCCCUGGGGCCUGGGAGUGAGAGCAAAGAGGUGGCCAUGCAGGGAGUGGAGACACCUUAUCUCCAUGUGUCUGCCAUGCAGGAAGGCAAGUAUACAUUUCAGCUGAUGGUGGCAGAUUCUUCGCAGCAGCAGUCCACAGCUCUGGUCACUGUGAUGGUGCGGCCUGAAAACAACAGGCCCCCGGUGGCAGUGGUUGGCCCAGACCAGGAGCUCUUCUUCCCCGUGGAAAGCACCAACCUGGACGGGACCCGAAGCAGCGAUGACCAUGGCGUCGUUUUCUACCACUGGGAGCACGUCAGAGGCCCCGGUGCUGUGGAGAUGGAAAAUGUGCACCAAGCUGUCGCCAAGGUGACCGGUCUUCAGGUGGGUACCCACCGCUUCUGUUUAACAGUGAAAGAUCAGCAGGGACUGAGCAACACUGCCACCCUCACCGUGACUGUGAAGAAGGAAAAUAAUAGCCCUCCCAGAGCCCAAGCUGGUGGCAGACAUGUUCUUGUACUUCCCAAUAACUCCAUUACUUUGGAUGGUUCAAGGUCUACUGAUGACCAAGGAAUUGUGUCCUAUCUGUGGAUCCGGGAUGGCCAAAGUCCAGCAGCUGGAGAUGUCCUCGGAGGCUCUGACCACAGUGCCGCCCUGCAGCUCUCCAACCUGGUGGAGGGAGUCUACACCUUCCGCUUACGAGUGGCCGACAGUCAGGGCGCCUCAGACACAGACACUGCUACCGUGGAAGUGCAGCCAGACCCUAGGAAGAGUGGCCUGGUGGAGCUGAUCCUGCAGGUUGGCGUUGGGCAGUUGACAGAGCAGCAGAAGGACACCCUCAUGAGACAGCUGGCUGAGCUGCUGAACGUGCUAGACUCGGACAUCAAGGUGCAGAAGAUUCAGGCCCAUUCAGAUCUCAGCACCGUGAUUGUGUUUUAUGUACAGAGUGGGUCUCCUUUCAAGAUUCUCAAAGCUGGUGAGGUGGCCCAAAAUCUACACAGGCGACUCUCGAAGGAGAGGGCUGAUUUCUUGCUUUUCAAAGUCUUGAGGAUUGACACAGCAGGCUGCCUUCUGAAGUGCUCUGGCCAUGGCCUCUGUGACCCCAUCACGAAGCGCUGCAUUUGCUCCCAGCUGUGGAUGGAGAACCUGAUACAGAGCUACAUCCAUGAUGGGGAGAGCAACUGCGAGUGGAGUGUAUUCUACGUGACAGUGCUGGUUCUGACCCUCCUAGUGCUCACAGGGGUGUUGACUUGGCUUUGCAUCUGCUGCUGCAAGAGGCGAAAAAGGACUAAAAUAAGGAAAAAAACAAGGUAUACCAUCCUAGAUAACAUGGAUGACCAGGAGAGAAUGGAGCUGAGACCCAAAUAUGGUAUCAAGCACCGCAGCACAGAGCACAACUCCAGCCUGAUGGUGUCAGAGUCUGAGUUGGACAGUGACCAGGACACCAUCUUUAGCCGAGAAAGAAUGGAGAGAGGGAAUCCAAAGGUUUCCAUGAAUGGCUCCAUCAGAAAUGGCACUUCCUUCAGCUACUGCUCAAAGGACAGAUAAUGCUGCUGCUGUGAAAAGAAGGAUGGCCCAGGAGUCCUUCAUCCAGUGCCCGAGGGAGUUCACACACCGUGGCCUGGAUAUGUGGGAGGCAGGAUAUGUGUCUCCACAUUUGAAAAGACUCGUUUUCAUGAGGUUUUUGAGACACAAAAUCAAACAAGAACAUUGCUUUCUCCACUGGGAUACUUGUGAAUAGGAAUAAAGGCUGGGCAGGAAGCUAAGUUGUUUUUGUUUUUAAGAUUGAUUUAUUUAUACAUACAAGAACUGGGGUACAGGCCACAGUGUGAGGGGGCAAGAAGAUUCACCAGAGAGAGUGGGGAGUAGAACAGGCAGAUCGACUGAAAUACACUGCUGAGGGGAGCAACGGGCAAGACAGGAGAGGUCUGCUGCGCCAUGUGGGUCAGAUCCCUGGCCGGGGAUCCAACUCGUGCUGCGUUGGCUGCAGAUAGCUUCACAGUACUGCGUCUUAACCCCUUGCACCACCAGGGAGGCACCACCAGUUUCGUGGUUUUGUGGCUGAUCCAGUAUAUCUUGUCUGUGUUCAAAUAAAGAUUAACACCUGUUUCUAACUGCUUUAGGGAAGGUGAGUUAAAUAUGGAUUUAAAGAGGUCUCACUUAUCUCAGAAGCUAUGUAUGCCCUUAAGGCUGACUUUGCAAACAACUCUGAGUGGAUCCAUAAACUCAGAAGACUUAUGAUGGUUUCUCUUGGGCCUGGCUUGACUUCUGUGCCACAAGCUUUCUGUGUCAGCUUGCAAUACCCAGACAGAGCAAAGCCCCCUGGUUUAACUUCUUCAUUUUUGUCAACCACCGUUUCUGUGCUCUUUCUAGAAAGCAGAUCUUGGAUGUUUGACAGCUCAAUAAAAAUUGCAUUCCGAGGAGGAGGUUAUCGACAAGGAGGGACUUGUAGACUGAACAUUGAAGCCAGUCUUUUUACAUUCUUUACCUUUUCAUUCUCCUAUAAAAAACCUCCAUUGAGUCCUCUCUUAGGCCCAUUUUACAUUAAACACAAUAAAUGUGAUUAACUCACAAAAUAUUUAUGGGGGCUAUAAUGUAGGCCAUGCGUGCUGACUGCUGUAGAUAGAGCUCAAGAACUAGUGAUUUUGCAUCUGUCCCCAAACUCUGAAAUGCCAUCCGUCUUCAUUAGGAUGGCACAUUCUUGAUACUCUGGGUUCCCACAUGCGCUUUCUGUAAUAAUAAUUUAACAUU
Messenger RNA from Talpa occidentalis (Iberian mole), 4982 nucleotides. RefSeq names its product KIAA0319 ortholog. The record is from RefSeq and is a predicted model, not a curated record. The coding region runs from base 540 to 3779 and encodes 1079 amino acids. Lineage: Eukaryota; Metazoa; Chordata; Mammalia; Eulipotyphla; Talpidae. Gene Ontology annotation, biological process: neuron migration; negative regulation of dendrite development. Gene Ontology annotation, cellular component: plasma membrane; cytoplasmic vesicle. The transcript is spliced from 21 exons.